This is a messenger RNA of Amborella trichopoda, 2599 nucleotides long. It is a transcript of the gene MSH4, whose product is annotated as MUTS-like protein 4. NCBI's taxonomy places the organism in Eukaryota, Viridiplantae, Streptophyta, Magnoliopsida, Amborellales, Amborellaceae. Gene Ontology annotation, biological process: mismatch repair; reciprocal meiotic recombination. Gene Ontology annotation, cellular component: nucleus. The record is from RefSeq and is a predicted model, not a curated record. Gene Ontology annotation, molecular function: ATP binding; mismatched DNA binding; ATP-dependent DNA damage sensor activity.
CGCUCUCUCUCUCCCUCUUCUCUCUCUGUUAGAAAAAUUUGCUUUCGGAUUUUCAGUUGCAGUCUUUGCCCUGCGCUCUCUUUUGCAAGAGUGGAGCUCUAACAGAGCCGGCGACCUCAAAAUGGAGGAAGGAAACGCGGACAUCUCAAGCUACAUUGUUGGACUCAUCGAGAACAGAGCUAAGGAGGUUGGUUUGGUUGCAUUCAACUUGCGAUCAGCCUCAUUGCAUCUUUCUCAAUACAUUGAAACAAGCAGUUCAUAUCAGAAUACAAAGACACUAUUGCAUUUCUACGACCCAGUGGCAAUUAUUGUCCCCCCAAACAAGUUUGCACCAGAUGGCAGAAUUGGUGUUUCAGAACUUGUAGAUCGAUAUUAUUCAUCUACUAAGAAGGUUGUCAUGGCGCGGGGUUGCUUUGACGAUACAAAAGGAUCUGCUGUGGUAAAAAAUUUGGCAUCCCAUGAGCUUUCUGUUCUUGGUUUAGACACUUACUACAAACAGUACUAUCUUUGUCUGGGUGCUGCUGCAGCUACCAUUAAAUGGACAGAAACAGACAAAGGUGUCAUAGUCACAAAUCACUCAAUAUCGGUUACCUUCAAUGGUUCCUUUGAUCAUAUGAAUAUUGAUGUUACAAGUGUGGAAUGCAGUAUUCAGAACUUGGAAGUCAUUGAGCCAUUAGAUUCUAUUCUUGGGGCCUCAAGCAAUAAGAAGAAGAGUCUUUUCUACAUGCUAAAGACAACAAAAACUAUUGGAGGGACCAGGCUUCUAAGAGCUAAUCUGUUGCAACCUCUCAAAGAUAUUGAGACUAUCAAUGCCCGCCUCGAUUGCUUGGAUGAGUUAAUGAGCAAUGAAGAGUUAUUCUUUGGGCUAUCUCAGGUUCUUCGCAAAUUUCCAAAAGAAACAGAUAGGGUACUUUGUCAUUUCUGUUUCAAGCCAAACAGAGUCACCACUGAUGCCGCAGGCCUUGUGAAUGCACGAAAGAGCCAAAUGUUAAUUGCAACUGUUAUCCUUCUUAAAACUGCUUUGGAUGCUUUGCCCCUGCUUUCCAAGGCACUUAAGGAUUCGAAAUGCUUCCUCCUACGCAACAUUUAUAAUAUUUGUGGAAAUGAAAAAUAUGAUGCCAUAAGGAAAAGAAUCAGAGAUUAUAUAGACGAGGAUAUUUUGCAUGCGCGGGUUCCUUUUGUUGCCCGUACUCAGCAAUGUUUUGCUGUCAAGGCUGGCAUUGAUGGAUUUCUUGAUGUUGCACGUAGAUCUUUUUGUGAUACCAGUGAAGCUAUACAUGACCUUGCAAAAAGAUAUCGUGAAGACUACCAACUGCCAAAUCUGAAGAUGCCCUUUAACAAUAGGCAGGGAUUCUAUUUCAGUUUACCACAAAAGGACAUAAAGGGACUGCUUCCUGGUAUUUUCAUUCAGAUAUUGAAACAUGGAAAGAAUAUACAUUGCUCAACUCAAGAACUUGAAUCUUUGAAUGUGAGGAACAAGUCUGCGGCUGCAGAAUGCUACACAAGAACAGAACUUUGCUUGGAAGGACUUGUUAAUUCCAUAAGAGAGGACGCUUCUGUGCUUACGCUACUUGCAGAGACUUUAUGUCUCUUAGACAUGAUCCUAAAUUCAUUUGCACAUACAAUAUCAACUAAGCCUGUUGAUCGGUAUACACGGCCGGAAUUUACUGAGAAUGGUCCAAUUGCAAUUGAUGCUGGAAGGCACCCUAUCCUGGAAAACGUACAGAAUGAGUUCACUCCCAACAAUAUCUUCCUUUCCGAGGCAUCCAACAUGGUAAUCGUCAUGGGUCCAAACAUGAGUGGUAAAAGUACUUAUCUUCAACAAGUUUGUCUCGUUGUGAUACUUGCACAUAUUGGGUGCUACGUCCCCGCACAUUUCUCAUCAUUGCGUGUGGUAGACCGCAUAUUUACUCGCAUUGGAACAGGAGAUAAUCUGGAAUCCAACUCUAGUACGUUUAUGACCGAGAUGAAAGAGACAGCUUUCAUCAUGCAAAAUGUGUCGCCAAGGAGCCUGAUUGUUAUGGAUGAACUUGGUCGAGCUACCUCUUCCUCUGAUGGCUUUGCUAUUGCAUGGAGCUGUUGUGAGCAUUUACUCUCAUUGAAUGCGUACACUAUAUUUGCAACACAUAUGGAGAACCUGUCAGAAUUAGCAAGUGUCUAUCCUAAUGUUAAGAUUCUCCAUUUCCAAGUCGACAUAAAGGACAGUUGCCUAGAUUUCAAGUUCCAUCUCAGGGAUGGGCCUCAACAAGUAAACCAUUAUGGCCUCCUGUUGGCUGGAGUUGCAGGACUUCCUGGCUCAGUAGUAAAAACUGCUCAAAGCAUCACAGCAAGGAUUGCAGAGAAGGAAGCAACCAAGAUGGAAUUGAACUGUACACAAUAUCAUUCCAUCCGAAUGGAUUAUAGGGUAGCUCAGAGGCUCAUUUGCUUAAGAUACUCAAACCAAGAUAAGGACUGCAUCAGACAAGCUCUCAAGGAUCUAAAGCAGAGUUAUAUUGAUGGGAAGCUAAUCUAGUUCAUGUGGGUAAAUUUUCUCAUCCCUCAAACUGAUACAUCGGCAAAAGUUAUAAAUAAGUCAUGGCUAUUGACCUUUUGAGGUCUC